AUGACACAUCGCCGCCUCGGACCCAACGGCCUGUCCGCUGGAGAGGGGGCAGAGCGCCCGGCAAGCGCCCGGUUUGGGGAUGAGCGGGAUAACGUCAUCCCGGGCUGGCUGUCAUUGCCUGGCGCCUCUCCCGGCUUGCUGGGGCUGCAUCCUGUGGGCGCUGCCAAGGGCGAGGCUGAGAAGCGGCUGAGCGUGCAGUACACGGCGGGCGAGGAAUGUCCCGACAACGUCUUCUUCCCCAGCACACGGCCCCCGCACCUGGAGGAGCUGCACAACCAGGCCCAGCAGGGACUGAAGUCCCUGCAGCACCAGGGUUCCACCUUCCGACCGCACGACUCCUUUCCCAAAUCCACUGAGAGGGCUGGCAAGAAGAGGAAGGAGAGGAGGACGACGGUGCUGGGCAUCCCCCAGCAUGUCCAGAAGGAGCUGGGUCUCAGGAGCAGCCAGGAAGCCAAGGGACGCCCCGAGGCUGAUGGGCGAGGGCAGGCAGGGCGCGGGGGCAGCCAGGCACCGCAGCCCUUGCUGAACGGUGGGCAAGUCUCCGGCAACGCCAUCCGCAUCCCCACCAUCGACGGGAAGCUGCAGCCCCUGGCUGUCCCCGGGGGCGCCCGNGUCUGCCUGGGAGCCCUGGAGGAGGCAGACGCAGCCCUGCAGAAGCACAUCAACCGGGUUUACUACGACGACACAUUGCUGGGGAGGAAGACAGCAGCCAAGCUGUCGCCCAUGGUGAGGCCAAAGUCGUUGGCCGUGCCAGGCAUGACCACCAACGCCAGUCCCCCAGAGCUGCUGAGCCCCGUCAUGUCCAUCUCGCCCCAGGGCACCUACAUGUCCAAGAUCAUCCCCAAUGCCAUCCUGCCGCCCAUGGUAGAUGUGGUGGCCCUGACGCGGAGCAGCGUGCGGACACUGAGCCGCUGCAGCCUGGUGUCAUCCAGCCCGGCCUCGGUGCGCUCCCUCUCCCCCGAGGCCUCGCGGGGCAGCCCCGGGGUGACGGUGGUGCUGAGGGAGCCCCAAGCUCAGCCCAAGUGGAGCUGCCUGGAUGGGUCUGACCGCACCAUGUCCCCCUCCAGCGGCUACUCCAGCCAGGCUGGGACCCCCACGCUGCCCACCAAGGGGCUGGGACCCUCAUCCGCAUCCCCGGGCAGGGCUCAGCCCCAGAAGCCAGACCGGGUCAGCUCCCUGCAGUCGCCUGCACUCUCCAUGUCCUCCUCCCUCACCUCCAUCUCCUCCUCGGCUUCAGACCCAUGCCCUCCUGAACGCUGGGGGGCGGGGGAAAAGCCACUGGGCAGCAGAGCGGCUCUGCCCGGCGCCGAGGGGCCCCCCGGGGACGGUCAGCUCUCCCCCAGGCACAAGUCACCGGCUUCCACCGCCAGCUUCAUCUUCGCCAAGAGCUCCAGGAAGCUGGUGAUCGAGACGGCCUCGUCUCCCGAGGCGCAGGCCGACCUGAAGAGGAACUUGGUGGCCGAGCUGAUGAAUUUCUCGGGGCAGCGCUCGGCAGCCCCGGCUGCCGCCCAGCAGGGCCCUGGCAAGGUGCAAGCCCACCGAAAACCCAGCAAGAUCCCCCCUCCGGUAGCCAAGAAGCCUUCACUUGGCCCAGGGCCGGCUCCUUCCCCCUUGAGCCCGAAGGUGCCAGGGGCAGAGGCGCUGGGCUCCCCCGUGCCGGACGGGAAGGCCAAGGCAGUGCCGGUAGACGAGAGCAGGACUAAGAGUGAGCCGGCAGGGACGGCGGCCUCGGGGAUGGAGGGCAGGAGCACCGCGGAGCCGCCAGUGCAGAGCCUCCCUGCACAAGAUGGACGGGGAGGGACGGCCUGA
Molecule: messenger RNA, 1809 nt
Organism: Egretta garzetta (little egret)
Lineage: Eukaryota; Metazoa; Chordata; Aves; Pelecaniformes; Ardeidae
Gene: NHSL3
Product: KIAA1522 ortholog
Exons: 9
Coding region: 1-1809 (602 amino acids)
Biological process (GO): cell differentiation
Source: RefSeq, a predicted model, not a curated record